UCGCCCGGGCAGCGGGCACACACUCUCGGUUCUCUCCCGUGCCCCUCGCGUGCGCUCUGUCGGUGUCUGGUAGCGACGGCUGUGCCGCCGCUGCCUCCCUACGCAGGUGCCUAGAUCUCCAUCUUCGGGACCUUCGCCGGCGACGAGCACCACUAGGUAGACCCAAAGCAAGGCGAGUUAGAGCACGCAUCCAUCAGUUUGCCCCCUUGGUACAGUCACAUUUAUAUUGAUAGUAUAAGCUCAAUAAGCGGCAUUGUUUGGUUUUGCUGGGGCAUGGCAAAAAACCGCUUGCCAUUUUGGACAACUGAGUAUUGUUGCUGUAAGCUUAUAUAAAGCCCUAAAAUACCUGUGUUUUUUUGACAAGCUUUUUUCCCUUUUCGUCCAUAUAUUGCUAUCCUCCAGAGCAGAAAUGGGGGAUGCAUGUUUCUCGACACAGCUGAUUGACGGUGAUGGGGUCUUCAAUGUUUCCGGAUUGGAUCAUUUCAUGAAGGAAGUUAAAUUGGGUGAAUGCGGGCUUUCAUAUGCUGUUGUAUCGAUAAUGGGCCCACAAAGUAGUGGGAAGAGUACACUAUUGAAUCAUCUUUUUGGCACGAAUUUUAGGGAGAUGGAUGCUUUCAAAGGAAGGUCACAAACUACCAAAGGUAUAUGGUUAGCGAAGGCCCAAAACAUUGAACCUUGCACCCUUGUAAUGGAUUUGGAAGGAACUGAUGGAAGAGAGAGGGGAGAGGAUGACACAGCCUUUGAGAAGCAAAGUGCGUUGUUUGCUUUGGCUGUUUCGGACAUUGUGCUUAUCAAUAUGUGGUGUCAUGACAUUGGCAGAGAACAGGCUGCAAACAAACCUCUUUUGAAGACCGUUUUCCAGGUCAUGAUGAGGUUGUUCAGUCCACGUAAAACAACAUUAUUAUUUGUAAUUCGUGACAAAUCAAAGACACCUCUUGAAAAUCUUGAACCUAUUCUAAGGGAAGACAUUCAUAAGAUAUGGGAUACUGUUCCUAAACCCCAUGCCCAUAAAGAAACUCCACUCAGUGAAUUUUUCAAUGUAGAAGUUGUGGCUUUAUCCAGUUAUGAGGAAAAAGAAGAGUUAUUCAAGGAGCAGGUUUCCAAUUUAAGAGAUAGAUUUCAGCAUUCCAUUGCUCCUGGUGGACUUGCUGGAGAUCGCCGCGGUGUUGUCCCAGCUUCAGGUUUUUCUUUUAGUUCACAGCAGUUUUGGAAGGUCAUUAAGGAGAACAAAGACCUUGAUCUACCCGCUCAUAAAGUUAUGGUGGCUACUGUACGUUGUGAGGAAAUUGGUAAUGAGAAACUUGCCAGUUUUACAGCUGAUGAGGAAUGGCAACAAGUUGAAGAGGCUGUUCAACAUGGCUAUGUACCUGGGUUUGGGAAUAAACUCAGCAGCCUUCUUGACAGAUGUUUAUCUGAGUAUGACAUGGAGGCUAUAUAUUUUGAUGAUGGUGUCAGAACCUCAAAAAGACAACAACUUGAGUCUAAACUCUUGCAGCUUGUCAAUCCUGCAUACCAAUCGCUUCUGGGUCAUUUACGGACUAGAAUUGUGGAAGAAUUUAAGGAGUCCUUUGACAAGGCCCUCACAAAGGAGGGAUUUGCUGUUGCAGCUCGUGAUUGUACUCAUACUUUCAUAGAAAAGUUCGAUAAAGGAUCUGAAGAUGCUGCUAUUCAACAAGUGAAAUGGGACCCCUCAAAAGUUAAGGAUAAGCUUAAGUGUGACAUUGAAGCACAUGUGGCUUCAGUUCGUGCAGCAAAGUUAUCUGAACUUUGUGCCAAAUAUGAGGCACAACUUACGAAAGCUCUGGCAGAACCUGUUGAAGCCCUGCUAGAUUCAGCCUGUGAAGAUACCUGGCCAGCCAUUAGAAAGCUGCUCCAACGUGAGACAAAAGCUGCUAUUUCAGGUCUUGAAUCUGCUCUUUCAGCUUUUGAACUCGAUGAAGCAACUGAGAAGGAAUUGCUUGUGAAACUGGAAAACCACGGAAGGAGUGUUGUGGAAUCAAAAGCAAAAGAAGAGGCUGGAAGGGUCUUGAUUCGUAUGAAGGACAGGUUCUCAACUCUAUUCAGUCGUGAUGCUGACUCAAUGCCAAGGGUGUGGACAGGAAAGGAGGACAUAAAAGCAAUUACUAAAACUGCACGUUCAGCUUCCAUGAAAUUGCUUGCUACACUGGCUGCAAUUCGGUUGGAUGAGGAUGGUGACGACAUAGAAAACACUCUCAACCUUGCUCUUGUUGAUACUUCAAGACCUGGAACUACUGAUAGAAGUAUUCAAUCAUUUGAUCCACUUGCCUCCAGUUCGUGGGAAAAGGUUCCUGAGGAGAAAACUUUAAUUAGCCCUGUCCAGUGCAAAUCUUUGUGGAGGCAAUUUAAAGCUGAAACAGAAUAUACAGUCACUCAGGCCAUAGCUGCUCAGGAAGCAAAUAAGAGGAACAACAACUGGCUACCACCUCCCUGGGCCCUUGCCGCAAUGGCUAUCCUCGGAUUCAACGAAUUUAUGACAUUGCUGAGGAAUCCCCUGUACCUGGCUGUUAUAUUUGUCAUCUUCCUUGUUGGGAAGGCCAUUUGGGUACAGUUAGACAUUGCCAGUGAAUUCCAAAAUGGCUUUCUCCCAGCCAUUCUUUCGCUGUCCACAAAGUUUGUUCCCACUAUAAUGAACAUUUUGAAGAGAUUAGCAGACGAGGGGCAAAGACCUGCAGCCUCAGACAGGCAACGAGAGAUGGAGCUCCAACCAACGAAUCGUUCAUCGUACAGCAGUGUGACAUCUGCAGGGUCGUCCAGCAUAACUGCCACAGAGAAUGGAUCCGAAUAGUCAAGCCCAGUGGCAAAAUGAUUUCUUACAUCUGUGCUUUUUGGGUGAAUGUCGAUCGUAGCAGCUGAGGCAGCAGAUGGAAUUUGAACCUGCUAGUUCCUAGACCCCUGAAUGGCAGGUAGAUUCGGUUGGUAAGCUCAAAUGAACCGGGUGUAUAUUUAAGGAAUUUUGGGGCCGAGAGUUGUUUGUAGAACAUUGUAACAUAACUUCGUUUCGUUUUGCAGUAACAUGUCUAUAUGAUGGUUGUAUAGAAGUUAGAGGCCAGGACCAGGAGGUAGGAGGCGGGGGCAUCCGGAUACUACAAUAUGUAUACUCGGUCCAUAUAGUUGCCAGAAAUGUGUAGAUGUGUCAAAACUCAAAACUAUAUCAGCUUGCUUUGGAGAAUUUGCGGUUGUUACCAUUUUUUUUUUCUUCAGAAA
Molecule: messenger RNA, 3225 nt
Organism: Sorghum bicolor (sorghum)
Lineage: Eukaryota; Viridiplantae; Streptophyta; Magnoliopsida; Poales; Poaceae
Product: protein ROOT HAIR DEFECTIVE 3
Exons: 25
Coding region: 410-2806 (798 amino acids)
Biological process (GO): endoplasmic reticulum membrane fusion
Cellular component (GO): endoplasmic reticulum
Molecular function (GO): GTPase activity; GTP binding
Source: RefSeq, a predicted model, not a curated record